Molecule: messenger RNA, 5664 nt
Organism: Acanthosepion pharaonis
Lineage: Eukaryota; Metazoa; Mollusca; Cephalopoda; Sepiida; Sepiidae
Source: the annotation of a GenBank genome assembly
AUGUCUUAUUUGGCCCCCUCCACUGCCAUUACCAGACUGACCAACCCUGGAAGGAGACUUUACCAUAGUGGCAGCAAAAACGACAGUUACUCUGCUGCCAGCCUAAGCGACAACAUGGAUUUGUUCAGUGCCAGAACUAGAUGCUUUCACUCACGAUGCAGAACUUCUUUCAAUUCCAGCCCCUUGUUUGCAUAUAAGCCUUCUUUUAGAUGGCUUUUUAUAGCUUUAUGUAUAUCUGUGCAGUCUGCAGCAUUAGGUGUAGAAGGCAUGGAACUUAGGUUAAAUGAUAUUCAAAGCUACUUGAACUCUCUGGAUGGGUCUCAUUCCAAUUCAAACACAGAACCGGUUUCCCUUAUGUGGGGAAUUGGUGAUACUACAGCCUUUUUUCUUCUCUCUGUCUUCCCUUCUUCUCCUUCUCUCUAUCCCUUCUCUCUCUUCUCUCUAUCUCUCUCUCUCUCUCUCUAUCUUCCUCUCUUCUCUCUCUCAUCCCCUCUCUAUCUUCUCUCUAUCUUCUCUCUCUUCUCUCUCUCUAUCUUCUCUCUAUCUUCUCUCUAUCUUCUCUCUAUCUUCUCUAUCUUCUCUCUUCUCUGUCUUCUCUCUAUCUUCUCUCUAUCUUCUCUCUAUCUUCUCUUGUCUUCUCUCUAUCUCUCUCUCUAUCUUCUCUCUAUCUCUCUAUCUUCUCUCUAUCUUCUCUCUAUCUUCUCUCUAUCUUCUCUAUCUUCUCUCUAUCUUCUCUCUAUCUUCUCUCUAUCUUCUCUCUAUCUUUCUCUGUCUUCUCUCUAUCUUCUCUCUUCUUCUCUCUAUCUUCUCUCUAUCCUCUCUAUCUUCUCUCUGUCUUCUCUCUAUCUUCUCUGUCUUCUCUCUAUCUUCUCUCUAUCUUCUCUCUAUCUUCUCUCUAUCUUCUCUCUAUCUUCUCUCUAUCUUCUCUCUAUCUUCUCUCUAUCUUCUCUAUCUUCUCUCUAUCUUCUCUCUCUCUUCUCUCUAUCUUCUCUCUCUUCUUCUCUUCUAUCUUCUUCUCUAUCUUCUCUCUAUCUCUCUAUCUUCUCUCUAUCUUCUCUCUAUCUUCUCUCUCUUCUCUCUUCUCUUCUCUCUAUCUUCUCUCUCUUCUCUCUAUCUUCUCUCUCUCUAUCUUCUCUCUAUCUUCUCUCUUCUUCUCUAUCUUCUCUCUUCUCUCUAUCUUCUCUCUAUCUUCUCUCUAUCUUCUCUCUAUCUUUCUCUAUCUUCUCUCUAUCUUCUCUCUAUCUUCUCUCUAUCUUCUCUCUAUCUUCUCUUCUCUCUCUCUUCUCUCUAUCUUUCUCUAUCUCUCUAUCUUCUCUCUCUUCUUCUUCUCUAUCUUCUCUCUCUUCUCUCUCUCUUCUCUUCUCUCUAUCUUCUCUCUAUCUUCUCUCUAUCUUCUCUCUAUCUUCUCUAUCUUCUCUCUAUCUUCUCUCUAUCUUCUCUCUAUCUUCUCUCUAUCUUCUCUCUAUCUUCUCUCUAUCUUCUCUAUCUUCUCUCUAUCUUCUCUCUAUCUUCUCUCUAUCUUCUCUCUCUUCUCUCUAUCUUCUCUCUAUCUUCUCUCUAUCUUCUCUUCUUCUCUAUCUUCUUCUCUCUAUCUUCUCUCUAUCUUCUCUCUAUCUUCUCUCUAUCUUCUCUAUCUUCUCUCUCUCUUCUCUCUAUCUCUUCUCUCUCUAUCUUCUCUCUAUCUUCUCUCUAUCUUCUCUCUCUUCUUCUCUCUAUCUUCUCUCUCUUCUCUCUUCUCUCUCUUCUCUCUAUCUUCUCUCUAUCUUCUCUCUAUCUUCUCUCUAUCUUCUCUCUAUCUUCUCUCUAUCUUCUCUCUCUCUCUCUCUCUCUUCUCUAUCUUCUCUCUCUCUUCUCUCUCUCUAUCUUCUCUAUCUUCUCUCUAUCUUUCUCUAUCUUCUCUCUAUCUUCUCUCUAUCUUCUCUCUAUCUUCUCUAUCUUCUCUAUCUUCUCUCUAUCUUCUCUCUAUCUUCUCUCUAUCUUCUCUCUAUCUUCUCUCUAUCUUCUCUCUAUCUUCUCUCUCUUCUUCUCUAUCUUCUCUCUAUCUUCUCUCUAUCUCUCCUCUUCUCUCUAUCUUCUCUCUAUCUUCUCUCUAUCUUCUCUCUAUCUUUCUCUCUCUCUCUCUUCUUCUCUCUAUCUUCUCUCUCUUCUCUAUCUUCUCUCUAUCUUUCUCUAUCUUCUCUCUAUCUUCUCUCUAUCUUCUCUAUCUUCUCUCUAUCUUCUCUAUCUUCUCUCUAUCUUCUCUCUAUCUUCUCUAUCUUCUCUCUAUCUUCUCUUCUCUCUAUCUUCUCUCUAUCUUCUCUCUAUCUCUCUCUUCUUCUCUAUCUUCUCUCUAUCUUCUCUCUAUCUUCUCUCUUCUCUCUAUCUUCUCUCUAUCUUCUCUCUAUCUUCUCUCUAUCUUCUCUCUUCUCUCUCUCUAUCUUCUCUCUUCUCUCUCUAUCUUCUCUCUAUCUUCUCUCUAUCUUCUCUCUAUCUUCUCUCUCUAUCUUCUCUCUAUCUUCUCUCUAUCUUCUCUCUAUCUUCUCUCUAUCUUCUCUCUUCUCUCUAUCUUCUCUCUAUCUUCUCUCUAUCUUCUCUCUAUCUUCUCUCUAUCUUCUCUCUAUCUUCUCUAUCUUCUCUCUAUCUUCUCUCUAUCUUCUCUCUAUCUUCUCUCUAUCUUCUCUCUAUCUUCUCUCUCUUCUCUCUAUCUUCUCUCUCUUCUCUCUAUCUUUCUCUAUCUUCUCUCUAUCUUCUCUCUAUCUUCUCUCUAUCUUCUCUCUAUCUUCUCUCUCUAUCUUCUCUCUAUCUUCUCUCUAUCUUCUCUAUCUUCUCUCUAUCUUCUCUCUAUCUUCUCUCUAUCUUCUCUCUAUCUUCUCUCUAUCUUCUCUCUAUCUUCUCUCUCUCUUCUCUAUCUAUCUUCUCUAUCUUCUCUCUAUCUUCUCUCUAUCUUCUCUCUUCUCUUCUCUCUAUCUCUCUCUAUCUUCUCUAUCUUUCUCUAUCUUCUCUCUAUCUUUCUCUAUCUUCUCUCUAUCUUCUCUCUAUCUUAUCUUCUCUCUAUCUUCUCUUCUCUCUUCUCUCUUCUCUCUAUCUUCUCUCUAUCUUCUCUCUAUCUUCUCUCUAUCUUCUCUCUAUCUUCUCUCUAUCUUCUCUCUAUCUUCUCUCUCUCUUCUCUCUAUCUUCUCUAUCUUCUCUCUAUCUUCUCUCUAUCUUCUCUCUAUCUUCUCUCUAUCUUCUCUCUUCUCUCUAUCUUCUCUCUAUCUUCUCUCUUCUUUCUCUAUCUUCUCUCUAUCUUCUCUCUAUCUUCUCUCUAUCUUCUCUCUAUCUUCUCUCUAUCUUCUCUCUAUCUUCUCUCUAUCUUCUCUCUAUCUUUCUCUCUAUCUUCUCUCUAUCUUCUCUCUAUCUUCUCUCUAUCUUCUUCUAUCUUCUCUUAUCUCUCUCUAUCUUCUCUCUAUCUCUUCUCUAUCUUCUCUCUAUCUUCUCUCUAUCUUCUCUCUCUCUCUUCUCUCUCUCUGUCUUCUCUCUAUCUUCUCUCUAUCUUCUCUCUAUCUCUUCUCUCUAUCUUCUCUCUAUCUUCUCUCUAUCUUCUCUCUAUCUUCUCUCUAUCUUCUCUCUAUCUUCUCUCUAUCUUCUCUCUAUCUUCUCUCUAUCUUUCUCUAUCUUUCUCUAUCUUCUCUCUAUCUUCUCUCUAUCUUCUCUCUAUCUUCUCUCUAUCUUCUCUCUAUCUUCUCUCUAUCUUCUCUCUAUCUUCUCUCUAUCUUCUCUCUAUCUCUCUCUUCUCUAUCUCUCUCUUCUCUCUUCUCUCUCUCUUCUCUCUAUCUUCUCUCUAUCUUCUCUAUCUUCUUCUCUCUAUCUUCUCUCUAUCUUCUCUCUCUCUUCUCUCUAUCUUCUCUCUAUCUUCUCUCUAUCUUCUCUCUAUCUUCUCUCUAUCUUCUCUUCUAUCUUCUCUCUAUCUUCUCUCUAUCUUCUCUCUCUUCUAUCUAUCUCUCUAUCUUCUCUCUCUCUCUAUCUUCUCUCUAUCUUCUCUUCUCUCUUCUUCUCUCUAUCUUCUCUCUCUUCUCUCUAUCUUCUCUAUCUUUCUCUAUCUUCUCUCUAUCUUCUCUCUAUCUUCUCUCUUCUCUCUUCCUUCUCUUCUCUCUAUCUUCUCUCUAUCUUCUCUCUAUCUUCUCUCUAUCUUCUCUCUAUCUUCUCUCUAUCUUCUCUCUAUCUUCUCUCUAUCUUCUCUCUAUCUCUCUAUCUUCUCUCUAUCUUCUCUCUAUCUUCUCUCUCUUCUCUCUAUCUUUCUCUAUCUUCUCUAUCUCUCUAUCUUCUCUUCUCUCUAUCUUCUCUCUAUCUUCUCUAUCUUCUCUAUCUUCUCUCUAUCUUCUCUCUAUCUUCUCUCUAUCUUCUCUCUAUCUUCUCUCUAUCUUCUCUCUAUCUUCUCUCUAUCUUCUCUAUCUUCUCUCUCUUCUCUCUAUCUUCUCUCUAUCUUCUCUCUAUCUUCUCUCUAUCUUCUCUCUAUCUUCUCUCUAUCUUCUCUAUCUUCUCUUCUCUCUAUCUUCUCUCUAUCUUCUCUCUAUCUCUCUAUCUUCUCUCUAUCUUCUCUCUAUCUUCUCUCUAUCUUCUCUCUAUCUUCUCUCUAUCUUCUCUCUAUCUUCUCUCUAUCUUCUCUCUAUCUUCUCUCUAUCUUCUCUCUAUCUUCUCUCUAUCUUCUCUCUAUCUUCUCUCUCUCUCUAUCUUCUCUCUAUCUUCUCUUCUUCUCUCUAUCUUCUCUCUAUCUUCUCUAUCUUCUCUCUCUUCUCUCUAUCUUCUCUCUCUUCUCUCUAUCUUCUCUCUUCUUCUCUCUUCUCUCUCUAUCUUCUCUCUAUCUUCUCUCUCUCUUCUCUAUCUCUCUCUAUCUUCUCUCUCUAUCUUCUCUCUAUCUUCUCUCUAUCUUCUCUCUAUCUUCUCUCUAUCUUUCUCUAUCUUUCUAUCUUCUCUCUAUCUUCUCUCUAUCUUCUCUCUAUCUCUCUCUCUAUCUUCUCUCUAUCUCUCUCUAUCUUCUCUCUUCUUCUUCUCUAUCUUUCUCUCUAUCUUCUCUCUAUCUUCUCUCUAUCUUCUCUAUCUUUCUCUCUAUCUCUCUCUAUCUUCUCUAUCUUCUCUCUGUCUUCUCUCUAUCUUCUCUCUAUCUUCUAUCUUCUCUCUCUAUCUUCUCUCUAUCUUCUCUCUAUCUUCUCUUCUCUCUAUCUUCUCUCUAUCUUCUCUAUCUUUCUCUAUCUUCUCUCUAUCUUCUCUUUAUCUUCUCUCUAUCUUCUCUCUCUUCUCUCUCUUCUCUCUAUCUUCUCUCUCUCUAUCUUCUCUCUAUCUUCUCUAUCUUCUCUCUCUUCUCUCUAUCUUCUCUCUAUCUUCUCUCUAUCUUCUUCUAUCUUCUCUCUAUCUUCUCUCUCUCUCUAUCUUCUCUCUAUCUUCUCUCUAUCUUCUCUCUAUCUCUCUCUAUCUUCUCUAUCUCUCUCUAUCUAUCUCUCUAUCUCUCUCUCUCUCUAUCUUCUCUCUAUCUUCUCUCUAUCUUCUCUCUAUCUUCUCUAUCUUCUCUCUAUCUUCUCUCUAUCUUCUCUAUCUCUCUAUCUAUCUUCUCUCUAUCUUCUCUCUAUCUUUCUCUCUCUUCUCUCUUCUAUCUAUCUUCUAUAUAUAUAUAUAUAUAUAUAUAUAUAUAUAUAUAUAUAUACACAAUAA